Molecule: messenger RNA, 1163 nt
Organism: Lobosporangium transversale
Lineage: Eukaryota; Fungi; Mortierellomycota; Mortierellomycetes; Mortierellales; Mortierellaceae
Exons: 4
Coding region: 146-1084 (312 amino acids)
Source: RefSeq, a predicted model, not a curated record
UAUACAAGAAUAGGACAUUGAUUCAAGGACGUAACAAAGCUGCGGAUCCUGAACUGCGACGAAACUUUCAUAUUACCUGGUCACUUCCACCGUCGAGGGUUUUUAUCAGUUCAACCAGACUUGGAUUGCACUUGUAAUUCCAACCAUGGAGCUUGCCAGUAGACAGGUCUUGCUGGUAAGCGCUCCAGAUGCGUUCUCCUCCUGGGGGGGUCUGUUCUCUCUGGUCUUUGGUGUGUUUUAUAUGCUUUUCGGCAGUAGACGCAUGUCCCCUUUUGGUAUCAUUCAAAAGUACAUGCUGCGGUCCAGGACGAAGGCGAUGAUCGCAAAUAUAUAUGGCAACUGGAAACGGGAUAGCAGUGGAAACUACUACUGUCGGGAUAGUGAAGGCAUCCCUAGAAUGGAGGAUGGCAUAAAAGGCGGUUCAAGUUAUAUAUCUUUGGGUCGUAGAGCCUCUUCUAGCGCCGAUCUACCAUUACAAGAUCGGCAACAAGUACCACUGCCAUAUUUACCUGGAAACACUGAUAGUAGCGACAGUAGCAAUAUAGUGCUAGAGCAGCAGUAUAUGACUCAGUUCAGUAAUACCAAAGCUGCCUCUGAUGGGAACGCAAAUAAUGUAUACUCCUUGCAGCAGCAAAUUCACCAUGGAGAGUUCUUGGCGCUUCGAGACCAGGUGGAAGCGCACGCAAAAAUCCUUCGACAUCUCCAAGGGCAUGAACAGAGAUUCAAGGACACAGAAACAUUACUCAAAGAGUUUUACCUGGAUAUGGACUUGGUGGACACAAAAGCGCUGGCACAGGAUACAGCUUUAUUGACUUCUACUACUGUGGAAAAUGUGGAUACUACAUCAAAUCAAGGCAAAGAACAGUCUAGCUGGCGCAAGUCCCUAAGUGACGGUUUAUUUAGAACAAAUCAACACCCCGUCUUGACGCGGAACACUAGCGAUGACAGUGAAGAGAGAAUUGCCUUGCGCGAAUCCGGCUUUGCAAUGGGAUUCCACGGCAAUCCUCGGGCUGACUCUCCUAAACACCCAAAUAAUCGGCCGAAUUCAUCGAUGGAGAUGAUACAAUAUGUACAUGAACCGUAAUAGUCCAACCAUUGUAUGGUAAUAAAUUUAAUUCUCUGUCGUAAGAAGUUGGUCCACUAAUCUAAGGAGAUUCGCGAAU